CGCGGGGGCGGGGCCGGGGAGGAGCCGGGCCCGGGGCUGUCCAGACGCCCGGGAAUGCGCUCGGGGGCUGCCGCGUCGGGUGGGGCCGCCGGGCGCUGCAACUCGAGCUGCUGCCCCCGGUUAAAAAUACCCGCUGCCCUGCCCUGCCCUCCCCCUCCCCCGCGGUGCCCUUCAGCCCGGGCCCAGCCCUGCCCACCCCGAUUGGCGCGGCCCCUCCCCGGGGACUACUCUGCCUUUUACUAAUUUGUCCUCGCGCGGGGCUGGCGGCGGGCCGGGGAGGAAGGGGCGGGAAGACACCGUGAGUAAGAGAGAUAAUCGGGGAAGGUGCCCGAGAGAUAAAGCGGAGCCGAGAGGAAGCCGGGCCCGAGCCGGAGGAGGAGAGGAAAGAGGGAGGGCGGAGGGGCGCGGAGAAGGGCGGGGAGGAGCGCUCUUCCUGGUUGGGCCCUGCCCCGAGCUGCCUGCCACCGGGAAGCAGCCGCUGAGACCGCAGCGACCCCCCCGCCAAACACUCCUCCUCCAGGAUGGCGGAGGAGAUCAUCACCCCGGUGUACUGCACCGGGGUGUCUGCACAAGUGCAGAAGCUGCGGGCCAAGGAGCUGGGCCUGGGCCGCCACGAAAAUGCCAUCAAGUACAUGGGCCAGGAUUACGAGCAGCUUCAGUCUCGCUGCCUGCAGAGCGGAGCCCUCUUCCGCGACGAGGCCUUCCCCCCAGUGCCCCAGAGCCUGGGCUACAAGGACCUGGGCCCCAACUCCUCCAAAACCUAUGGUAUCAAGUGGAAGCGUCCCACGGAGCUGCUCUCAAACCCCCAGUUCAUCGUGGAUGGAGCCACCCGCACGGACAUCUGCCAGGGAGCACUGGGGGACUGUUGGCUUCUGGCUGCCAUUGCCUCUCUCACCCUCAAUGACACCCUCCUGCACCGAGUGGUUCCGCACGGCCAAAGCUUCCAGGAUGGCUAUGCUGGCAUCUUCCAUUUCCAGCUGUGGCAGUUUGGCGAGUGGGUGGACGUGGUGGUGGACGACCUGCUGCCCACCAAGGACGGGAAGCUGGUGUUUGUGCACUCUGCCGAAGGCAACGAGUUCUGGAGCGCCCUGCUGGAGAAGGCCUAUGCCAAGGUGAACGGCAGCUAUGAAGCCCUGUCGGGGGGCAGCACCUCCGAAGGCUUCGAGGACUUUACAGGGGGCGUCACCGAGUGGUACGAGCUGCGCAAGGCACCCAGCGACCUCUACCAAAUCAUCCUCAAGGCGCUGGAGCGGGGCUCGCUGCUGGGCUGUUCCAUUGAUAUCAGCAGUGUGCUGGACAUGGAGGCCAUCACCUUCAAGAAGCUGGUGAAGGGCCAUGCCUACUCUGUGACCGGGGCUAAGCAGGUGAACUACAUGGGCCAGAUGGUGAGCCUGAUCCGGAUGCGGAACCCCUGGGGCGAGGUGGAGUGGACAGGAGCCUGGAGUGAUGGCUCCUCGGAGUGGAACAAUGUGGACCCUUACGAACGGGAGCAGCUCCGGAUCAAGAUGGAGGACGGGGAGUUCUGGAUGUCAUUUCGAGACUUCAUGCGUGAGUUCACCCGCCUGGAGAUCUGCAACCUGACGCCGGACGCCCUGAAGAGCCGGCGGUACCGCAAAUGGAACACCACCCUCUAUGAGGGUACCUGGCGGAGGGGCAGCACUGCCGGGGGCUGCCGGAACUACCCAGCCACCUUCUGGGUGAACCCCCAGUUCAAGAUCCGGCUGGAGGAGACAGAUGACCCAGACGACGAUUAUGGGGGUCGAGAGUCAGGCUGCAGCUUCGUGCUGGCGCUCAUGCAGAAGCAUCGCCGCCGUGAGCGCCGCUUCGGCCGCGACAUGGAGACCAUUGGCUUUGCAGUGUACGAGGUCCCCCCGGAGCUGGCGGGCCAGCCAGCCGUGCACCUGAAGCGUGACUUCUUCCUGGCCAACGCGUCUCGGGCCCGAUCAGAGCAAUUCAUCAACCUGCGGGAGGUCAGCACCCGCUUCCGUCUGCCUCCUGGGGAGUACGUGGUGGUGCCCUCCACCUUCGAGCCCAACAAGGAGGGUGACUUUGUGCUGCGCUUCUUCUCGGAGAAGAGCGCCGGGACCGAGGAGCUGGACGACCAGGUCCAGGCCAACCUUCCUGAUGAGCAAGUGCUCUCGGAAGAGGAGAUUGAUGAGAGCUUCAAGACCCUCUUCAGACAGCUGGCAGGGGAGGACUUGGAGAUCAGCGUCAAGGAGCUGCAGACCAUCCUCAACAGGAUCAUCAAAAAACACAAAGACCUGCGGACCAAGGGCUUCAGCCUGGAGUCCUGCCGCAGCAUGGUGAACCUCAUGGACCGGGAUGGCAACGGGAAGCUGGGCCUAGUGGAGUUCAAUAUCCUGUGGAACCGCAUCCGGAAUUACCUAUCCAUCUUCCGGAAGUUCGACUUGGACAAGUCGGGCAGCAUGAGUGCCUACGAGAUGCGGAUGGCCAUCGAGUCUGCAGGCUUCAAACUCAACAAGAAGCUGUACGAACUCAUUAUCACCCGCUACUCGGAGCCUGACCUGGCCGUGGACUUUGACAACUUUGUGUGCUGCCUGGUGCGGCUGGAGACCAUGUUCCGGUUUUUCAAAACUUUGGACACAGACCUGGAUGGAGUUGUGACCUUUGACUUGUUUAAGUGGUUGCAGCUGACUAUGUUCGCAUGAGACAACAGUUAGCCCCCCGCUGCGUUCCUCGUCCCUCGGUCGUCUGCCACGCCACGCCCCUCACCGCACCGCAUCGGGCCACGCCGGCUGCAAGUGCCUUCCUCGGAGCGGAGGUGGCCUCCUGUCCCUUGAGCUCCCUGCACCGCGGCUCAUCUGCUCUGGGCAGAGCCGUGUGGCCCGCCCUGCACUAAAGACCAUGGGCCCAGAUGAACUUCCCCAGCCCCUCUCGUCACCAAACCAGAAGGGCAGCUUUCGCUUGUUCCUGCCUCAAGACAGGUUCCUGGGAGAGCUGACAGCCCGGCCUCCCAGCAUCCUGAUGAGACCACUCACCUGGCCUCGCCUGCAGACUUCAAACCGUAACCACUAGCUCUGCACAGUCUGUACCGAGGUGUGCAGAGCCGCCUCCCAGCCAGGGCCGGGCUGCCUUCCCGGGGCUGUGAACGCCUGUCCCUUCCUGUGCAGAAGCCAAUGCCCCCUCUGCCCCACGGCCUGGCCCCCAACCCUGUCUGCUGCCCAGGAGCCGCCCGCCCGGCCCAGGGAUGGUCAGGCCCCCCCUCCGCCCCUCCCUCCUUUUUUAUAUUGGUGAUGUUAAAGGGGACUUCAGGGACUGGUGUACGACUUAUGGGGUGCCACAGGCACCUGGGUGUAGGGUGGGGGGACUCAUGUUUCCAUGCAGAGAAACCCCAAAUAAUAAAGGAAAAAGGCCCCACA
This is a messenger RNA of Artibeus jamaicensis (Jamaican fruit-eating bat), 3380 nucleotides long. It is a transcript of the gene CAPN1, whose product is annotated as calpain 1. The transcript is spliced from 22 exons. Gene Ontology annotation, biological process: proteolysis. Gene Ontology annotation, cellular component: cytoplasm. Bases 522 to 2669 code for a protein of 715 amino acids. The record is from RefSeq and is a predicted model, not a curated record. NCBI's taxonomy places the organism in Eukaryota, Metazoa, Chordata, Mammalia, Chiroptera, Phyllostomidae. Gene Ontology annotation, molecular function: calcium ion binding; calcium-dependent cysteine-type endopeptidase activity.